AAGAAAGAUGCCAGUUCUUCAUUUAUCAAGCCUUCGAGUCAAGGUUAAAGCGAGAAAUGAUAAACCUAUACAAAAAAUAUCCAAAAAAAGAAAGUCCAACAGAAGAAGUGCUUUUAAAAGACUUGGAGGAAAGGGAAAUAGCAAAAAAUAAUUUGCUAAAUGUAUACAAAGACGCAUCAAAAUUAUGGAAUCAAGUAAAUGGUUUGUUAGAAGAUAGCGAAGCAGAAAUGCUGGAUUGAAUAAACACUUAUGCCUUUUAUUUCAGACGAUACAAACCCAAGCACAAUCAUUACUCGCUUGCAAUUAUC
Molecule: messenger RNA, 308 nt
Organism: Rhizopus microsporus ATCC 52813
Lineage: Eukaryota; Fungi; Mucoromycota; Mucoromycetes; Mucorales; Rhizopodaceae
Exons: 1
Coding region: 57-239 (60 amino acids)
Source: RefSeq, a predicted model, not a curated record